Molecule: messenger RNA, 1221 nt
Organism: Cuscuta campestris
Lineage: Eukaryota; Viridiplantae; Streptophyta; Magnoliopsida; Solanales; Convolvulaceae
Source: the annotation of a GenBank genome assembly
AUAGGUGGAAUAAAAGAAAAUAAGGGUAAAGAGAGGAAGGGAGUAUUAAUAUGAAACCUUGGAAAGAGAGGAAGAAUUCAAUACCUUCCCCACCGUGAACAACAAGGGACAACGUGCGUGCUUUCAAAGGGACAAAUAAUAGUUAUCGUCUUUUAUUUAUAUUUCCCUUCCCUUUCCAAAUAAGCCUUCUUCAAUUCCUGCCCCGGGGUAUAGUAUAGUAUAGGACUUCAUUCAUUCAUUUUGAAGCAAGUAAGGGAAAACAAGGGCGGUGGGGGAAAAUGAGGGGUUGCCCUUCAUGCGGUCGUCCGGCGACGGAGUGGGAGGAGGAGGAGGGGAAAACAAAGGGCGGCGGUGGCCGGAGGAUUCGUGAGCUGCCGGGGGGUUUGCCGGCGGGGGUGAAGUUCGACCCAAACGAUCAAGAGAUUCUUCAGCAUUUGGAGUCUAAGGUCCGUUUGGAUGCUCACCCUCUCAUUGAUGACUUCAUCCACACCCUUCAUGGAGAUGAUGGCAUUUGCUGCACCCAUCCUGAACAUUUGCCAGGAGUCACAAAAGAUGGUUUAGUCCGGCACUUUUUUCACAGACCAUCCAAGGCUUAUACCACCGGCACUAGGAAGAGAAGAAAAGUGCACACGGAGGCCGACGGGAGCGAAACGCGGUGGCACAAAACGGGAAAGACAAGGCCGGUGGCGGUGAAAGGCAAGAUGAAAGGGUACAAGAAAAUUCUGGUGUUGUAUACAAACUACGGGAAGCAACGAAAGCCCGAGAAAACCAAUUGGGUGAUGCAUCAAUACCACCUCGGAGAUGACGAGGACGAGAAGGAAGGAGAGCUUGUUGCAUCAAAGAUUUUCUACCAAACACAACCUAGACAAUGUAGUGGUGCCCCACAACUUAAGGACUCUCUCCUACCUCUUGUCAAGGCCAAUGGCACCGGCGAUCAUGACAGGGUCACACCGACGGUUGAACCAUUCGAUCCAACUCUCAUAUCCUUUGAUCAAUACGGUCAUGAUCGACCCACCACUCAACUACUCCCAAAUUUUAAUAUGUGUGACACUCCCUUCAUUCCUUGAUGGUGAUUAUAUUGUCCCAACGUUCAUAGACAUUACUAAAAUUGCUUAUAUGUUGGUAUAUGUAUAUUUUGCUACACCCAAUCUUCUUGUUGUAACAAAAAAAAGAGAUGAUGAACUCAUCAUCAAUUAACUUGAAUAAAACGGAAUUCCCUAU